UACCAGCUAUGACCUCCAUAACUCAAACCUUCAACACUACGCCACCAUCAUUCCCCCUCUCUCCUCUCCCCCCAUAAUCAAAUGGCCACGUGCCUCCCGUUCCGCGCCAUCCCCCUCAAACCCCACUUCACCAGCCCCGCUAAAAUCACCUGCUCCGCCCCCACCGCCCAAUCGCAGCUCGCCAAGCAACGCCUCCUCAACCUCAUCGGCGACCAGGACCGCGGCCUCAUGACCCAGAACAACCCCACAAAGCUCGCCUCCAUCGUCAAGGCCAUCGACGACCUGGCUGAUCUUGGCCGAGACAGCGUCACCACCGGCGGCUCCCUCUCGGCCACAUGGCGGCUGCUCUGGACCACGGAGAAGGAGCAGCUCUUCAUCAUCCAGAAAGCUUCCUUGUUCGGCACGCAAACCGGCGACGUCUUGCAGGUGAUCGAUGUCGGGCAAAGGGUGCUCAACAAUGUCAUCACUUUUCCUCCGGAUGGGGUUUUCUUCGUCCGCUCUGAUAUCGCCAUCGCUUCAAAUCAGAGGGUUAAUUUCAAAUUUACAAGUGCAGUUCUAAGAGGGAAAAGCUGGGAAAUUCCAUUGCCGCCGUUCGGGCAGGGCUGGUUUGACACUGUGUACCUUGAUGACGAGAUUCGAGUUGUGAAGGAUAUCCGAGGAGACUAUUUGGUUGUAGACCGUGCUCCCUACACUUGGAAAGAAUGAAGAAGAAAGUUGUUUGCAGUGACCUCAUUAUUUCUCCUAGUGACACAAUCUGUGGGUUUGAAUCUGUAUAUGUAGAUGAUGAUCGUAGAGUUGCAGAAGACAUUCAUGGAGAUUACUUGGUUCUUGACCGUGCCUCCUUAUGUUUGGAAAGACGGACGUGCAAAGAGUUGGUAGUUCACCCGUUUCCUGUGAAUGCUUUGUUUAUAAGUGAAUAUUUGAAGUUUUCCUUUUGCGAUCAUGUUUUUUGUUGUAUAAAUAUCAUUAUACACAUCUAGUGGAAUUUCUCUCCUCCUGUUUAUGUGAGGUCGUAGGUUUGACUCCCGAGAAUGGUAACUUCGAUACCAAAGUAUUAUUGGCUCAUUGUGUGACUUAACUCAACCUCCGACCCCAAUGGUGAGUUUGGACAAGUGUUUGAUACUAAUAGUAGUCUUUGAUAUUUAGAUCA
Malus domestica (apple) is the source of this 1150-nucleotide messenger RNA. Its product is annotated as probable plastid-lipid-associated protein 11, chloroplastic. The record is from RefSeq and is a predicted model, not a curated record. NCBI's taxonomy places the organism in Eukaryota, Viridiplantae, Streptophyta, Magnoliopsida, Rosales, Rosaceae.